AGAGGAGCCAGAGCCCGUUGGGCGCAGCCACGGUCGACUGCGCUAGGAGUAGUACUGUUGGGUGGCCCCCGGGCUCCUCCCUCGGGAGUGGGUGCCAAGUACGCGACUCCGGGGCUCGCGAGGCCUUUGCCCAACACACACGUGCACCCCCCAGUCGGCGGGGGAGCUGGCAGUUUGCGGGAAUGUGGCGGCCCUGACCUUGGCUUAGCUGAGCCGGCUGUCUCAAGUAAAAGUGAGGGGGCCGCCUUCGCAGCGGAGGGACAGGUCCCCGCUUGGGUUCCCGGAGGCGGGAUCUUGCGCUCGGGAGGCGAGGGGGUGGGGUGAGACCGACAACUUUCCCAUCCGAAAAGUACCGACAAGGCGGGAAAAGAAGAUCCAUCACACCAACGAGGGGGCUCUUAGAAGGGGACAAGGCUCUUUGCGGGGCGGGGAGCAAACGGAAGAGUGAGGUGGAGUUGGGGAGCCCGCGAGGGAAGGAAGAGGGUACUGCGCGGCAAAGGGGUAAAAGGGUCAGGGAGGAAAAUUCGGACAGAGUUGAGCUCAAAAAUGAGCCCCCCCCCCUCUUCUCCCUCCCCCCUUCUCCCUCCCCGCCCGCCGAAAAGAAAGGAAAAACAAGGUAGGAGAAAGACUUGGCGAACUGGAAAGUAGAAAGCGAGGCGGGUGGGCGGGGUAGGGAGGAUUCUGCCCAGGCCAAUGAGUGAUGCCGGGACGGGUGACGUCACAGCCAAUGGACAGCCAGCGCGGGACUUUCAAUUAUCGCCCCGCCCGAUCGGAAGAAGACGGUGCCUAUAAAGAGUGCGGCGGCUGGCCGAGGCCCCGUUACUCUCGCUGCCGCUGCGCUGGUGAGUUGGUGUUUUGGUUCGCUAUGGCCCGUACAAAGCAGACCGCCCGCAAGUCGACCGGCGGCAAGGCCCCGCGGAAGCAGCUGGCCACCAAGGCGGCCCGCAAGAGCGCGCCCGCCACGGGCGGCGUGAAGAAGCCGCACCGCUACCGGCCGGGCACCGUGGCCCUGCGGGAGAUCCGGCGCUACCAGAAGUCCACCGAGCUGCUGAUCCGCAAGUUGCCGUUCCAGCGGCUGGUGCGCGAGAUCGCGCAGGACUUCAAGACGGACCUGCGCUUCCAGAGCUCGGCCGUGAUGGCGCUGCAGGAGGCGAGCGAGGCCUACCUGGUGGGGCUGUUCGAGGACACGAACCUGUGCGCUAUCCACGCCAAGCGCGUCACUAUCAUGCCCAAGGACAUCCAGUUGGCUCGCCGCAUCCGCGGGGAGCGGGCUUAAAGUGCGCGCUCGGCUCGAGGUUCCAUCCCAUCCAAAGGCUCUUUUCAGAGCCACCCA
Messenger RNA from Leopardus geoffroyi (Geoffroy's cat), 1333 nucleotides. Its product is annotated as histone H3-like. The record is from RefSeq and is a predicted model, not a curated record. NCBI's taxonomy places the organism in Eukaryota, Metazoa, Chordata, Mammalia, Carnivora, Felidae. Gene Ontology annotation, molecular function: DNA binding; structural constituent of chromatin; protein heterodimerization activity. The transcript has a single exon. Gene Ontology annotation, cellular component: nucleosome. Bases 701 to 1276 code for a protein of 191 amino acids.